Lolium perenne is the source of this 4683-nucleotide messenger RNA. RefSeq names its product disease resistance protein RGA2. Lineage: Eukaryota; Viridiplantae; Streptophyta; Magnoliopsida; Poales; Poaceae. The record is from RefSeq and is a predicted model, not a curated record. Gene Ontology annotation, molecular function: ADP binding.
GUUAGCUAAAAACUAAUUAGUUUCCAUUUGGCUUACAUAUACAGCACCCCAUCAGUUUUUAGCCCUUCGCCUAUUUUCUCCAGAGGAGGUGAGUGGGCCCAACAUCCAUCCAUCUUGAAGCAAAACACAGCAAAAAUGGCGAUGGUUCUGGAUGCUUUUGCAUCUUACAUGCAAAAUAUGCUGAGGGAGUUGGUGACCGAAGAGGUGCACAUGCUGCUUGGAGUUGGAGACGAGAUCGACAAGAUGGAUGCCAAGCUUAGGGACCUCAAGAACUUCCUCGCUGAUGCUGAUAGGAGAAAUAUCACUGACAGUAGCGUGCAAGAGUGGGUGGGGCAGCUCAAGCGCACCAUGUAUGAAGCUGUUGACAUCCUUGACCUCUGCCAACUCAAGGCCAUGGAGCACGGUCCGUCCACUGUAGAUGUGGGGUGCUUUAACCCCUUGCUCUUUUGCCUGCGUAAUCCCCUCCAUGCACAUGUAAUUGGUAGCCGCAUCAAGGUGCUCAACCAGACACUCGACAUCAUCAGGGAGCGCAGCACUUCUUUCAGCUUUAUCAAUCUCGGUUCCUAUGAGGGUCGUAGCAGAAAGGUGCACGCAUCUCGUUCUGGUAAUCCCAGCCGUGAGACGUCAUGGGAGUUCGACCGAUCAGGUUUGAUUGGGGAGAAGAUCAAAGAAGACACAAGAUCGCUGGUCGAGAUCAUGCUGACUGAAAAAAAAGGCAAUUCCAACAUCAUGGUUUUUGCCAUUGUUGGCGUUGGCGGGAUCGGUAAGACCACUCUCGCUCAGAAGGUCUUUAAUGAUGAAACCAUGAAGGCUGAGUUUGAUAAGACGAUAUGGUUGAGCAUCAACCAGGACUUCGACAAGGUUGAGCUGCUCAGGACAAUCAUCACGCUCGCUGGGGGAAAGCACAAUGGUGAAAAGGCAUUGGCUGUGCUUCAGCCAAUCCUUACCACUGCCUUGACUGGGAAGAAGCUAUUGCUGGUGCUAGAUGAUGUCUGGAGCCAAGGAGCAUGGGGUGAUGUACUUGAGAUACCCUUGGCUAAUGUUGUGGCUAAAGGUAGCCGAGUCCUCCUCACUACUAGAGACGAAAGAGUUGCUCGAGGGAUGAAAGCAGUGCUUCCCUACCACCAUGUCGACAAAUUAGAGGAGGAGGAUGCCUGGUCAUUGCUCAAGAAACAGAUAAUCUCAAGUGAGACAGAUGCCCGUGACAUUGAGAUGCUAAAGGAUAUUGGCUUGCAAAUUGUAGCAAAAUGUGAUGGUUUGCCUCUUGCUGUCAAAGUAAUGGGAGGACUCUUGUGUCAAAAGGAUAAUCAGCACCUUGAGUGGAAGAUGGUUCUGGAUGAUUCUAUAUGGUCAGUAUCUGGUCUGCCCGAAGAGCUAAACCAUGCAGUAUAUUUAAGCUAUGAAGAUUUACCUUCUGGCAUCAAGCAAUGUCUUCUAUACUACUCCCUUCUCCCUAAAACUGCAAUGUUCCUAAGAGACGACAUAAUUGGCAUGUGGAUUAGUGAAGGAUUUCUUCAUGGACCCUCAGACGACUUAGAAGACUUAGGAAGAAAGUACUAUAAGGAGAUGAUACAGCGGAACCUCAUAGAGCUAGAUUCAGAGUACAUUGAUCAAUCAUUUUGUAACAUGCAUGAUGUCAUUCGCUCGUUUGCUCAAUUUGUUGCUAGAGAUGAGGCACUAGAAGCUCACAGUGGAGAAACUAGUUUCGUUAGUAAACUUAGUGCACAAAAGCUUAUUCGGUUAUCUCUAGAAGGCAAAGCAUCAGAAUUAGAUGGGUUAGGCUGGAGUUCUUUACAAGCACAUAGCGCAUUGAGAACACUCAUAUCAGUUGGCCAUAUGAAUAUGAAGCUCAGUGAUUCAUUGGUUCGUUUUCCAUGUUUACGGACUCUACAUAUAGAGUCUGCACAUGUUGCGUUGGUGGAAUCUUUGCAUGAAUUCAAGCACCUGAGGUACUUGUCCUUAGAACGAUCUGAUAUAUGUAGUCUGCCAGAAAGCAUUGGGAAAAUGAAAUUUUUGCAGUACAUUAGCCUUAGAGGAUGCCAGCAAUUUGUAGAACUUCCACAUAGCAUUGUAAAGUUAGGGCAACUAAGGUACCUUAACUUUCAGAAUACAAGUAUAAAUGGCGUACCUAAGGGAUUCUGUGUUCUGACAAAUUUGAGGAAAGUAAAUGGAUUUCCAGCCCUGGUGGAUGGUGAUUGGUGCAGCUUAGAAGAGUUGGCCCCCCUUUCUUGUCUCAAGUAUCUUGAAAUACAGGGAUUGGAAAAUGUAACUGCCUCCUCAUUCGCAGCAAAGGCAAAGCUUCUUGAGAAGGUGCAUCUUACCAACCUAUGCUUAACAUGCGGUACUAGAUUUGGGAAUGAUGGGCUGAUUGAAGAUAUGGCCUCUGAGGAAGAGAACCAACGAAUCGAGAAGGUAUUUGACGAGCUCUGCCCUCCCCCCAGCUUAAAUUUUCUUGCCAUAGAAGGGUAUUUUGGUCGACGGCUCCCAGGGUGGAUGAUGUCAUCAUCAGAUGUGCCCCUCAAGAGCUUGAGGAUUCUGAUGGCUGAAGACCUGGCUUCGUGCACACAACUUCCUGAUGGCUUGUGUCAACUCCCCUGUUUGGAAUUCAUUCAAAUCGACCGCGCUCCGGCCAUCAAGCGUGUUGGACAUGAAAUCCUGCAGUCCUAUCACCUCCAUAAUCCUCAUCCUUCCGGGGCGGUGGCUGCAUUUCCGAGAUUGCACACGAUGAAGUUACUGGGCAUGGUGGGAUGGGAUGAGUGGAAGUGGGAAGAACAAGUGCAAGCCUUUCCCGCCUUGAAGGAGCUUAUUCUAUCUGAGUGCAAAUUGAGGUGUCUUCCUCCUGGCCUUGCCUCACAGGCAAGGGCUUUGAAUGUGUUAUCUAUACAACAGGUCAUGGGUCUUACCUCUGUAGAGAACUUUUCUGCCCUGAUCGAGCUGCAAGUGAUUGAAAGCCUUGACUUGGAGAGGAUCACUAAUCUCCCCAGACUGCAGAAGCUAACCAUUACCCACUGCCCAAAGUUGAAGGUGCUGGAGGGUGUUCCUGCACUACAGAGGCUCAUGAUCAAGGAUGGCACUAUGGAGAUACUCCCAGAAUACAUGGCAGGUUUAAACCCAAGGCGUUUGGAGCUCCACUGCAGCCUAGGGCUGCUCGCUUUCAUAGCUGCUGCACAAUCUGGCCCCGAGUGGGACAAGUUCUGCCAUGUUGAGCAUGUCAAGGCAUAUGCACGUGAAGGAGAUAAUCCAAGGAAAUGGUAUGUCUUGUACACAACUAACCCCUACAACUUGGAGACAAAUGUCAGCUGCUCUGCUUUCAUGUGUAGAGAAUCUUUAUCUUCUUUUGAGUACACGCAAAGAUUUGAGUCUGUCUUCAAAAUGACAAGAAAAACCUUUAGCUACAUCUGCAGCUUGGUGAAGGUGGUGUCAUUGGAAGAUAAGAAGGUGUACACCUUUGUUGAUGGGAGGGUAUUGUCUUUAGAAGAUCGAGUAGCCAUUGCUCUGAGAUGGUUGUACUCUGGUGAGCCACCGGAGAAUUUAGGAUCCUCUGUUGGUGUGAACGAGUCAACCGUCUUGAUGGUAACUGAGAGGUUCGUUGAUGCUGUGUACAAGCGAGCAAGGAAGCACUUGUGCUGGCCAGACUCUAGUGAGAUGAAUAAGAUCAAAUCCAUGUUUGACAAGAUCCACAGUAUGCAUAAUUGCUGCGGUGUUAUAUGUACAACUCACAUUCCAUUUCGACCAAACUGCGACCAUGAGAUGAAUGACUGCUUUCUACUGCAAGCCGUCAUUGAUCCACAGAUGCGGUUCACAACCAUUUGGUUGGCAUCGUCAGGUAGCAUGAGCCAAUCGGGCCUUUUGCAGGACUCUGAACUCUUCAAGGAGUGUGAGAAGGGUACUUUGCUGAAUGGCAGCAAGCUAAAGGUAGCUUUAGAUGGAUCAGAAAUCGGGGAAUACUUUAUCGGUGAUGCAGGAUACCCUCUUCUGCCCUGGCUACUCACACCCUACCAGGAAUUAGGCCUCUUAAACUCCAAGACAGAGUUCAAUAGGAGACAUUCUGCGGUCACAACCUGCAUAACAAAGGUGCUGGCAAGGUUCAAAGACACUUGGAAGUACCUGCAGGGAGAGACAUCGUGCCCGGUCAGUCUAGACAGUCUAGAUAAGGUAAUAUAUGUCUGCUGCAUGUUGCAUAACAUAGUUGUAGAUAUGGAGGAUGAUGCAGCCAUGCCAAGAGUUAAGGAGAGGAGUUACUGCGAGGAAGUGCGCCAGAUAGCAAAUGAGGACGCUGUCAGAGCAAGGGAUAUGCUGUCGCAACACUUGAUGAGCAGGUCAUCCGAAUCGGCAGUAGGGCCAGUGGAUACAGAGGAAGAUCAUGAAGUAGUUUCAUUAGGCUCAGGGCACAAAGGCAAGGAACAAGAAGUGCAGACAAGAACAGCUGAGGAAGAAAGCCAGGAAAUCGUUACAUAAAAGUACUUCUUCCUGCCACAUCUUCCAGCUUCAUUCUAGGUACUACUGCUAGCACGCUGAAGUCAUGUCACAGCUUCCUUCUGCUUGGUUUGUUCUAUUGAUAUGACACUAAUGUCAGUGAGAAUCUUUAACUGAUUAACUCUUUUGUAGUGUUAACAAUUUUAUUCUCUUUGUUGUCCUCGAGAUUUGAUAGAACUCGUGUUAUUAUCAUGUUCAUAGCACUAA